GACGGUUUAAUUCUUAACGACUUUCCAUACCCAUUAAUUCUUGAUCUAACAAGAAACGUCUUAGUACCGCAAUAUGUCCACCCCAAAAAAUAUUUACUCACCGCUACCGCAGAUUCAACUGAAGGAAAUCAGA
This is a messenger RNA of Scutellospora calospora, 133 nucleotides long. The record is from the annotation of a GenBank genome assembly. NCBI's taxonomy places the organism in Eukaryota, Fungi, Glomeromycota, Glomeromycetes, Diversisporales, Gigasporaceae.